Molecule: messenger RNA, 585 nt
Organism: Fusarium redolens
Lineage: Eukaryota; Fungi; Ascomycota; Sordariomycetes; Hypocreales; Nectriaceae
Exons: 3
Coding region: 1-585 (194 amino acids)
Source: RefSeq, a predicted model, not a curated record
AUGGCCACCACUCUCGCUUUCCCUCAGCAACAGCAGCAGCCCCAGGGCCUGCCCAUCCAGUCCGUGAGCUCCAACUCCGUGGACGGCGCUCUUCUCAGUGCUCUAGCAGCCUACAUCACUGGCGGUUCUGAUGCUCGCCACACCACUGAGCAGGAGAUCCAAGACCUCGCUUCUGAGGCUAUCGCCAGACCUGGUGGUCGGGCUCACCUCGAGGCUAUCAUUCAGUCUGAGGGAUAUAUCGAGCACAAAGUCUGGAAGAACCAGGCUACUGCAAAGGGAAAGCUUACCCUGACCAAGACUGAUAUCACUGUCAGUCUUGAGGUGGCUACCCUCCAGCUUGUCUUCACUGCCGAGGGUUCUGGUGUUUUCCCGCCCGCUACCGCCACGCUUCCCGUUGGUACCUUCUACUACAAUGACUUCGGUCAGUUUGGCCAGGGAGAUGCCACCUUCAAGCUCCAUGUCAAGGGUCUCGAUCUUCAUAUCAAGAUCUACCGUAACCAGGUCUACGUCGGACACUUUGAGUACAAGAACGUCACCUUCGUCUUACCUCCUGGUGGUGUCGAUCUCAACGGCAAGAUUGCCUGA